AUGGAAGGCGCUAUCGGAGUCGGCUAUGCGAUCGCAGACGAGCUUUUGAGGAGAAACGUCGCGGUUAUGAGCAUUUAUUUAUCUGUUACACCAUAGCAAUAUUAUUAUUGGUAUGCGGUGAAUUGAUCGCGUCUGCGAAUUGGUCGCCGAUUAAAUUGAUUGCCAAAAAAAAAAAAAAAUUAUUAUGUAGGUAUUGAUUUAUAUUAUAUAGACUUUUCUACUUUAUACUAUAUACAAUAAUCAAAUAAAAUAACAAUGAUAAAUCGAAUAAAACUAAAUAAUUUAUUGGUUUUUGGCUUAUUUAUCCAUUAAAUUAUUACGAAAAAUACGCCGAUUAAAUUGAUUGCCAAAAAAAAAAAAAAAAAAAAAUAAAAAAAUAUAUAAUAUAAUACAUUAAGUAUAAAAUAUAUAAAAAUAAAAUACAAAUAAUUUUUACCGUUGAAGUUGAAAGUUAUGGGCUAUUCCUUUAAAAAAAAUCUAUUGUAAUGUACACCAUUUAAUUAUAGUAAUUUGCAGUCUGUGCUUAUCGAUGGUAUUGUGAAAAAUCCGAUUAAUUUUAGAAUGUCCUUGAUAAAAUAUUCGAUUUUUAUACAAGUUAAAAUUAUAAAACACAUUUAAUAAAAUAUUAGAAAAUCAAUAAAAUGUAUAAUGACAAAUUGUUUAAUUUUAUUAGUAAUAAUAAAUUAUUGUUGCAUUAUUUUAAUGUUAGUAUACAAUAUUAAUAUGAACCGGAGAAUAGUCUAUACAAAGAAUUCAUUUUUUUUCGGGGACCAAUAUGCAGCCGCGAUCAAUUGUUCGCGAUCAAUUCACCGGGAUCCAUUAUUAUUGACUCGUUACUGACUUUGGGACAUGAUUAUUGUGUUGAACAACUCUAGACCGUUAUAAUCACUGGCACGGACGAACAGCAAGGACAGAAGGCGGCCAGCCGCCUGAGCAGACAACACUGUCCCGGGAUGGUGCGAUUUCAUAAAAUGCACCCAGGCAAUUCGUCUGCAUACGAAAGUCAAUAACAUUAUAAUUUUACAUUUUUAAAAUUGUAUAUACCGGAAAAGUAGGGACAGGUUAUCUUAACAUUGAUAUGUUAUCAUGAUGGAUACUUGUUCCUAUAAUGCCGGUGUACAUUUCUAACUGUUAUAGGUAUAUCUCAUAAAUGGCGGUACAAUAUUUUUUAGCGAAUAUUCGAUUUUUAAAUAUGAAUUAGAAAAAGUGGAUUGCAAUUUUUUUUUUUUUUUACAUUUAUUGGAAUAUAUACAAUCUGUAAUAACGGUUAACUUUACAUACGUAGGCCGUGUUUUCUAUUCCUGCUUCCUUUAUUUUUCUUUUGUUUUUUUUUUUUUUUUUUUUUUGUUAAAUAUUAGUUAAGUUAAGCCGAAUCGCAACACCAGCGCUUCUUGAGUCUUCUCGUGCAAGAAUAAACGGGCUCGGGUAGUUCGUAAGGUGAGAACGGAAACGCUUGUAAGAAGAUGCGGCCACUUCGGCGACAGUCUGUAAUCCGAGAUCUGAGUGUAAUGUAUGGUUCGAUACAUAGAAGGGCGCGUUAGUAAUUGCACGAAUUGUUCUAUAGAUUGAAACGUUCGCAUUUUGUAAAUGUUGGAUUUUUUUCCGAUCCCCAUAAUUAGAUACCGUAAGUCCAAAUAGGCUUUAGGGUUGUUAUUUAAAAAUUAAAAAUCAAUGCGUACUUAAGGUAGGUACAAGAAUAAGGGAAAAGGAAUAAGAGUACAAUUUUGUAAACGAUAAAUUAUCAUAAUUCAUAAUAUAAUCUAAUAUAGUCUCUGUAAUGACGCUAUAUAAGAAAAUCAAAUUUACUCAAAAUGUUCGUACCCAUAGAUAAUCUGUUAGAACGCGAUAAAAAAACAUACUGUUUAUAAUAUUUAUAUAUGCAUAAAUAUAUACUUAUAUAGAUGCAUUCAAAUACAUCAAAGAGAACUUCUCGACGGUGGACAUCUUUAUAAACAACGCUCGGAACGUGUUACCGACAUUUACGUUGGACGUUGAUGACGUGAUCAAUACGCAUUUGGUGAGCCAAGAAACGUGUAUACAUCAUUACUGUAACUGGUACUGGUAUUAUUCCAUUGUCCCGAUUAGAUUUCCUGCAUGUAAAUAAAAAAUUGACCAAUUUGUACUUUGGCCGGACAACAGGCAAAAUUAUCCGAUUUCGGUCUUUAGUCGUAACAUAUUGUUAUACAAUAUUCUUUAUAUAUCAUCGUCAUUAAUGUUACGUUUAAUACAGAUGCAUCAAAUCCAGGGUAUUAUAUUGGCCCGUAAUCAUAUGCAAUCGGGUAGCGUGAUCAUAAAUCACACGUCGGCACUAGGACUAGGGAACACCGUUGUCCAGCCGACAAUGAUCAUGCAUUGUGCAGCAUCUUCGGGGUUGAUCGCAACCUCCAGGGCUUUUAGCGUAAUAUUAUUGUGUCGAACAACAACGGCGGAAAAAUUAUAAUGAUAAAAUAUUAUGCAGGACAAGAUUUAUUAUGAUAAAAACCGCAUAAGAAUAAUUACGUUGUGCAGCGAUCUAUUGCCACCGGUGCAUUCUGUCCGAAUCGGCGACUCCAUUUAUUGCAAACUACCAGAAAACGAGUCCAGCAGCAAUAAUAUUGUGUAAAUAUAAUAAUAAUAAUAAUAUUAUGUUCAUAGUUCUAAUUUCGAAUAUUUUGCAAAAGUGGCGUGUCUGUUUUAGAAACGAAAAUAAACAUUCCUUCGUUUUUUAAAAUCUGUAAUCAUCAUGUAGGUCUCAUCGUUUCUCAAAAUAAAUCCUCUGUGAUGAUUUAAAUUUAUAACGGCCAGUUUAUUUUAAAUAAAACCCAAUACAUAGGCAAACCUUUGCAAGUCUUGCCUAGUUGUUCUCAUGCACCAAUCACCAUUUAUUCAGUUUUAAAAAUAUUUAAACAUUUUCAUACCUAUAGAUACUCACUAUUAUAAUGUAAAAAUAUUUUAGAUUCCGAGUGCAGCAAAGAAUGUAUUGAUUUUACAAAGAUGUUUAUUUUAUUUUUUAUUUUUGUAUACUGUGUACAUAAAUUCUACCAGGAAUCCUGCUCUGUUGUAUUAAGUAUAACACUUAUUUCAAAAGGAAAUCUGACUGGAGAGGUACUUUUGGGAGGUCAUUUUUUGAUUUUCCCAGGAGUUUUCCCAAUACACGAGAAAAAACGGGAAAUAGAUACAAUAUUAAACAAAUAUUUUUAAAGAAAAAUAUAACGUAUAUGUAUGUAAUUAUUUUACCAUACUGUGACACAUAUAUAUGUUGACAAAGCAAAAUUAUUAACCAAACUCUGCUUAGAAUCGUUUUUCGUCAACAAUGGUUAAUUGUUGCGCGCUGCAGAUAUACAUUCAAUUAUCCCCCUACCUUCCCAACUUCUCACCAAUAACAGUGGCCAACCCAUGUGUGAAGUAAGUCUCUUUUAUUUUUAUCGCCAAGUAACUAACUAAUUAUAUCAAUACAUUUAAAAAUACAAUAUUCCAGCGCUGCACUCCACUGAGGUGAACCUUUUUUUAACGGAGAACAGUAGUAGGCACUUAUGUAAAUUAAAUGUGCAAUAAAUAAUGCUACUUUACAAAGAAUAAUAAAUGAAUGAAUAAAUUUAAUUUAAAAUAAACCCAAUAAUGAUAACGACAAACAAACACUUGUAUUUCGUGGCCCUCAAACGUCUCGGUAUUAAAAACAGUGUUUACCUACAUUUUUUGGCGUACGGCGUAGAAUGUUUUAGGUAGUCCACACCAUACCUAUUUUCAAUUAAUCACACUUACAGUCGGCGGCUUGUACAAUGCACAAUGUACAUAUACAUAUUCGUACACAUAUAUAUAUAUAUUCGAAUGCAGAUAGUUGUACAAUAUUAUGUUUAUAAUUUUUAAAAUUUCAGUGAAGCAAUUGCGAAAUCAACGGCUUACCUAGUGGAGAGAGGGCCGAGCGGUACCGUAUGGCUCUGCGAACGUGACUGGACACUAAAUAUGUUAUCAAUUCGGUCGUUGGCGAAACAAAUAUAUGAUGAAGAAAAUAAAGAACCCGAAGCUGAAACUUCAGAGAGGCUGAUUAUAUAG
Molecule: messenger RNA, 4032 nt
Organism: Cinara cedri
Lineage: Eukaryota; Metazoa; Arthropoda; Insecta; Hemiptera; Aphididae
Source: the annotation of a GenBank genome assembly